GCACAUCAUGUGGAUUGUUUAUGUUAAACUGUAUGGAGUAUUGGACAUGAGAUAUUUUGUCUGAUCAGUUCACUCAGGAGGACAUGAAAGAAUUUCGACGAAAAUUAGCUGUCAUACUGUUGGAAACAGAACUUAAUACGUUAAAAGGAAGUCCAAUAUAUUAUCAGCCUGACAAUGAAGAAAAUGUAUCUGAUUCUGAUGUUGAGUUUCUGGAGGAUCGAAAGCGUAAGCGGCAAGAUUCACCCGAUAGAGCCAAAGACAAAAGCCCCCUUCCGAACCCUAUCAUCGCUGCCGCGGACCCGCAUGAUUUAGUUGACGAACUAUGCAACCACAUCAUGUCAAUUAAUGAUGCUGAUUCCCUGGAGAAGGAGUGGGUGCGAAGCUCUAAACCCCAUCCGAUAGGAUUAAGUCUCAGAAGGAUUCAAGGUAUACUCCACAGGGAUCAGCCGUUGGACAUUGAUUGUUUCAACAUGGCUAUACGUAUACUUGCAUGUGACAAGGCCUUACUGCCAGUAGAUCCUCCAGUGCGCUUUAUGGAUCUACAAUUUUGUACGUCCGUGAUCGAGGCCGCCCUCACUUCUGCACGAGAUUUAGAUUCACGGGUACAGCCAGAUAUUCAGGCGCUAGCAUCGUUGCUCCGUAGCUCGACUGAGAUAGACAACAUAUCAUCAUGCAAUUGGAUAUUGCUCCCUCAUGCAUUCCUCGGCCACUACAUCUUGUUCGCAAUCGACAAACAUUCACGUCAAGUAACUAUUUUGGACCCACUAUUUCCGCCCUUAUCCCCAGAGAGAUAUGCGUUUAAAUUUCAGAGGGUUGCAUUCUACCUGAAUGAUGCACUCGAAUUAGCACAACCGGGUUGGAAGUCUGAUACAUUUGCCUGGCCACGUAAAUCACCAAUUGAUGUUCCGAUGAGCCUAGACCGGAAUGAAUCUGGUUAUUUUGUUUUCAAUUAUAUGCUCUGGCAUGGUAACAAAUUUGUUCGUCCAAUUUGCAUGGAUGGUUAUGAGUUGAGAAAGAAUAUUUUGAUACACUUACUCGAGUAUGAUGCGAAUGAAGCUGAAGACAAUAUCCCAUAUGAUGUAUGA
Molecule: messenger RNA, 1085 nt
Organism: Triticum aestivum (bread wheat)
Lineage: Eukaryota; Viridiplantae; Streptophyta; Magnoliopsida; Poales; Poaceae
Exons: 7
Coding region: 84-1085 (333 amino acids)
Source: RefSeq, a predicted model, not a curated record